AUGUCUGCCGACGUGCUUUCCAAUGGUCAACCACAUGCUUCACGCAUGAAAAGAAGCCUAUCCAAGGACGACGAAACCAACGGCUUCCUUUCUAGCAUUUUUUCUGCGGCUCAAAAUGCAGCUACAAUUAUAGGGGCGAAGUCCGAUGAUGAGGAUGAUGAGAAGCGGCUGAAUUUCAGGCUGAAAUUCAAUUUGGAUAUUUCCCCAUAUCAAAGUCCUCUGGAACCCGCGGAGGUAAACAAAAGUGCAUUGAGCUCGAUACCCGUAGCGUCUACAAAAAUGAGCACAGAUACGGAUUUGGCAGCUACGGACUCACUUCUGGCUUCCGUGGUCCAGUUUUCUUCGGUGCGGGAUUCACCUGUGAAUGCCAUGGGCGAUGGCAACUUGACUCUACAGCACUUUGAUGAGAAAGAGGCCAAUUCAAAGACCGUGGGAACACCACAAUUGGAAGUCAAUGGCAAGGCCAUGGAGGAAGCGAACCGGUCUAUUACGAUCACGGGAAACAACGACAACCAGGUUGUUCGCAGAAGAUCGUUUUCCAGAAGUAGUAUCAAUGAUGUUAGCCGUGAAAACUCAGAUGAGGAUGAUGGAGAUAUUUUGGUAGAGAACAUGGAGGAUGAUGUUCGCAGUGAGGCAGAUGAAAAUGAUGAUGAUGCUCUGUACGAUUUGGAACACAUGCUUGACUCUGCAUCAAUUACCGAGGCAAGCACGAAGAAAAACAAGGAGUUUCACGCUACAUUUCGCCAUAUACCCGCAUCAGAACACUUGAUUGGGGCGUACUCGUGUGCAUUGUCAAAAGACAUAUUGGUGCAAGGUAGGUUGUACUUAUCACCAAAUUUUUUGUGCUUUAAUUCGAACAUUCUUGGCUGGGUCACAAACCUUAUCAUUCCUUUCCGGGAAGUCAUUCAGAUUGAAAAGAAGUCUACGGCUGUACUUUUUCCAAAUGGUAUUGUCAUCCGUACAUUACAUCAGAAGUAUGUGUUUGCAAGCUUCAUGUCACGCGACACAACAUUCAAUUUAAUUAUGAAAAUAUGGCACAAUUUUCUUCAGCAAACCAUCACCGAGGAGAAUGGCUCUAUACGAAGGUCAAAUACAAUAUCUCGUGGCCGACCAAGAAACUCUAAAUACACUGCAGACGAGAAUGCUCUGACCAAUGACAAUGCCACCAAGGCAGAACUGGAUUCCAUUGCUGCCACAGAUAGCACAUCGGAAGAUGCACUUUCACGUCAACCGACGAGAUCUAAUUCGAAAAGAAAACCCAAGGCUAAUGAGAGCUCGGACACCUCAAGUAAACUUGAACUACCACUAAGUGAAGAGGAACUUAGUGAUGAUACUGAGAAGGAUGGUGAUGAUAAAUCAAAAGCCGAUUCAAAGGGAUCAAAGUUUGGUAACAUUCCUAAUCCAGGCCCCGCAACACAUGAACCGACAUCGAAUGGUUACGUGAAAGACGCUAAUGACGUUGACAUUAUCGAGCAUACAUUCAAAGCACCUUUGGGAGUCGUAUUUACGAUUUUAUUUGGGUCAGAUAACUCACAUUUUGUCAAAAUUUUGAAAUCACAGAAGAACUUUGAUAUUGAAACGUCGAAAAUUACUGGUCUUUCAACGACUAACAAGGAACGUAAUUACAGCUACAUUAAACCUUUAUCCGGGUCUAUUGGUCCAAAACAAACAAAGUGUCUCGUCACUGAUACGUUGAAAGUAUGUGAUUUUUCGAAAGCAGUUGAAGUUGAACAGACGACAUCUACACCAGACGUCCCUUCGGGGAAUUCUUUCAAAGUCUUGACGAAGAUUUUUUUCAAUUGGGGUUCAAAUAACUGCACGAAAAUGAAAGUUGUAACGGUCGUGGAAUGGAGUGCUCGUUCUUGGAUCAAAGGUCCUGUGGAGAGGGGAAGUAUCGACGGACAAAAAGAUUUCAUGAAGGGUUUAGUCAGCACCGUCACCGAAAUAAUUAACACCGAAAGUCAAGCUGGCACAACCAAAACAAAAAGAAAGAAAGCAAAAUCGAUCAGCAUCCCAAUGGAACCAAAGGACGAACCGGUUCCAGAACCCCCCAAAGAACUCACUCUUGGUGAGCAGUUAUCCAGUCUCCUUGAGAGUAUUGGAAAGCUGCUUCCAUUUGAAAUUCCUAUGAUAAACCAUACGCUCUCGGGAGGAAUAGUCGUUCUAUUGGCGUCCUUUGCAUACUCAUUCAUAUUGGUUUGGUUACUAGGGGGUAAUGCCAGCAAAGUAAGUGUUGAUUUACCUUCCGAGGAUUCAGGUUCCAGAGUGGUUUAUCUCAACGACAAAAAAUACUUUCUCAUGCCAUCUCUGGAUACUUAUUUGACGAAUGCAAAACGCAGAGCUAAAAGUGAAGUGAAGAUGUGGAAAUCAAUACGUGCAAAUGAGGACAGGGCAAGCAAGUAUGAAGACCCGGAGUUGGAAGAGGUGGUAAAGCUUGCCAGGGAGAAAAUGGAGCACAUAUACCAUCAGUUGAACAUUUAG
Molecule: messenger RNA, 2481 nt
Organism: Clavispora lusitaniae ATCC 42720
Lineage: Eukaryota; Fungi; Ascomycota; Pichiomycetes; Serinales; Metschnikowiaceae
Biological process (GO): intracellular sterol transport
Cellular component (GO): endoplasmic reticulum membrane; endoplasmic reticulum-plasma membrane contact site; cortical endoplasmic reticulum
Molecular function (GO): sterol binding; sterol transfer activity
Source: RefSeq, a predicted model, not a curated record